Molecule: messenger RNA, 1101 nt
Organism: Volvox carteri f. nagariensis
Lineage: Eukaryota; Viridiplantae; Chlorophyta; Chlorophyceae; Chlamydomonadales; Volvocaceae
Exons: 7
Coding region: 1-1101 (366 amino acids)
Molecular function (GO): ATP hydrolysis activity
Source: RefSeq, a predicted model, not a curated record
AUGAGAAACAAUAACGCCUUACAAAUAAGCAGGAGCCUUCCGACUGUAACCCUGCAGCUGCUGCCCGAAGACAUUCGAGAGCCGCUGGUCAAUCACCCCCAGCGGGCGAGCCUUGUUGAGGUUGUUUUGGACCUCGGGCGCCAGCCGGAGGCGCGUUUUGAAGGCAUUCCGGCCGGCGAGUAUCUGCGGAAGCAAGAGGUGACGACCGCGGACCUGGAGGCGGCCGUUGCGGCGGUUGGCGAGUUCGGCGCUGACAACCGCGCCGGAGUGCCCGGCACCUUGCACCGCAUUUCCGCCAUCCGCAACCGUCGUGGCAUCAUCAUCGGGCUCACCUGCCGAGUGGGUCGUGCGGUGAGCGGCCAUAUCGCUAUGCUCAAGGACCUCGUGGAGAGUGGCCACUCGGUACUGCUGCUGGGCCGACCAGGUGUUGGCAAGACGACCGUCAUCCGGGAGAUUUGCCGUACGCUGGCGGACGAGUACCGCAAGCGGGUAGUCAUUGUGGACACCUCGAACGAGAUUGGCGGAGACGGUGACGUGCCCCAUCCCGCCAUUGGAGGCGCUCGCCGCAUGCAAGUGGCGGAUGCUACUCAGCAACACGGGGUCAUGAUCGAGGCGGUUGAGAACCACAUGCCCCAAGUGGUCGUGGUGGAUGAGAUCGGUACGGAAGCGGAGGCGCUAGCCUGCCGUACCAUUGCGGAGCGGGGGGUGCAGCUGAUCGGCACUGCUCACGGGUGUUUACUCGAGAACCUGAUCAAGAACCCCACCCUGGCGGACCUUGUGGGCGGGGUGGCGGCGGUGACACUUGGCGACGAGGAGGCGCGCACCAGGGGCACCCAGAAGACGAUCCUGGAGCGCAAGGCCCCCCCCACCUUCCCCAUCGUUGUGGAGAUCCGGGCAAGGAACUUCUACGUGGCGCACUGGGUGGAGGAUAGUGUGGACCAGCUGCUGCUGGGCCGCAUGCCCGUGGUCCAGGUACGGAGGGCUUGCGUGGCGAGGUACCUGCCGGGGUGGCUGAAUGGCGAAUGGGGGAGGGAAGUGCCAACGGGGGGUGGAGGCCCUGUCCAGGCGAGCUGCGUGCGUAGGGAUCUCGUACAUUCGUGA